Molecule: messenger RNA, 2614 nt
Organism: Schistosoma haematobium
Lineage: Eukaryota; Metazoa; Platyhelminthes; Trematoda; Strigeidida; Schistosomatidae
Product: Serine/threonine-protein phosphatase 2B catalytic subunit alpha
Exons: 4
Coding region: 134-610 (158 amino acids)
Biological process (GO): calcineurin-mediated signaling
Cellular component (GO): calcineurin complex; cytoplasm
Molecular function (GO): calmodulin binding; calmodulin-dependent protein phosphatase activity
Source: RefSeq, a predicted model, not a curated record
GGCGACCAUAGUAACAGAUGUAACAAGUUGACCUCGACCUUCACAGAGAACUAACAAGGCCAGACAUCAGCAUCCUCAGACUUUCCUGGUCAACAUUUUAACUUUUAGCUUCGGAAUCUUUUUUUCAUUACUAAUGACAUCAAAUGCCACAGUAACGAACAAUUCAACGACUGACAGAGUUGUAAAAAGUAUCCCUCAUCCUCCCACUCACCGUUUGACACUGGAAGAAGUCUUUGACAGUAAAGGAGAACCUCGGAUUAAAGAAUUAAGACAACAUUUUAUACUCGAAGGUCGAGUUACAGAACAAGUUGCCUUAAGGAUUAUUCGUUCUGGUGCAGCGUUAUUACGAGACGAAAAUACAGUUUUGGAUAUUGAUGCCCCUGUCACCGUCUGUGGAGAUAUUCAUGGGCAAUUUUUCGAUUUGAUGAAAUUAUUUGAGGUUGGGGGAGAUCCUGCAACAACUAGAUACCUUUUCCUUGGAGAUUAUGUGGAUAGAGGAUAUUUUAGUAUCGAGUUCAUUGGAAAUCUCAACUACAAACUCUGGUCAUACGCAGUGCUUGUUUUGCAAUCAUUAUUCUAUGCAGAUGUGUAUGACGCAGUGAAAUGUUGACAAAAACGAAAGUAUAUAUGGUCAUAUUAUGUAAUUUGUAAAACCAAAUUGAUUUUUGUACUAACUGUAUGGCCAAAUUUGUACAUCUUAAAAGUGUUAUUUCAUGUCAUAUUUAGAAGUUGUUUUCUUAAGUUAUUAUUUGUGACUAGGAAGUCAACUUGUCUGUAGUAUGAACGAGCUGAAACCUUUUAAAUUUGUAUGGUACCUGCAUUCUGCAACUUACUAAUCGAGUUUCUGAAAAUUAUACUUCUGAUUUUUGUAGGAUUUAUCGUUGAGAAAACAGUGAAAUAUUUUUUUUCAGGUUAUCAUUCAGUUCAUUACUUUUUUCACCCCACUACGUAGUGAAUCAUAUUUCCUAUAUUUGCCUUAUUUCUUUUAUUGAUUUUUUUUUGCCAUCCAGUAUGCUAUAAUCCUUACAGUUGGCCGAUCACUGAAGGGUGACCAGUGUCUUGCAUACCUAGCCCUGUAGUGCUUGUCGAAAUCUACCUGUCAAGUUACAAUGUGAUCACUAGUUCAAAUAACUUGACUUUACAUCCUUCAGUUUUGCAGGAGGCCAGACGUUACCCGGCAAGCUUAUUGAGAAAAUCUUGGAUCUGGAAACUAGGUGACCCCUCUUCAAAUUUUACAGGAGGUUUCAGUUGCCUCAAAAUUUCAGCCAUAAUUUAACGAGUGCUAAAUAGCACGAAACAUAGCUUAAGCGAGGUUUCUUGUUGACUACCUUCAAUCACCUAACAGUCAAACGUGUUAUGUAAAACGACUACUUUCCUGUUAAUCUCUUCAAGAAAGCUUACUGUAUCGAAGAUCAUUCUUGCUCUGUAAUCACAUAUGGUGUUGUGAAACAGUUGAACUGAUAUUACUUCACAUCUCGUUAAGUCCUUUAUUCUAUCUUUUGUAACCAUCUUAGUGUAUAUGUAUGAGCUGUGUUUAUCAUAAGAGGUACAGAACUUAAUUUUUCCUAACUGGGGUAAAUUAUAUGUUAGCAAAUAGAUGUAUAUAUAUAUUCAAAUUCAUAAGUGUUUUGACAGAGAAUAAUUGUAAAAAAGAAAUAUAAGUUUAAUGGUCUAAAUUGGUUUGAAUACAUUCACUCUUUUAAUUCUUAUGUAGUUGUUAUAUUGACAUGUUGGGUAAGAAUUAGGCCUAAGAUUAUUAUCUACUGCAGAAUGGGUAACGUACGGAAUUAAUUUUGUCCAAUCGUUUAUAAUAACUAACCCUUAUUAUUCUUGUGCUCAAUAUUUUGGAUAAAUGUAUGUCAAUUUAUUCGAAAAAAUCGUGUCUUUGAUCGCAAAUAAUGCUGGGGGCUUACAUCAACAAUUCGGUUUCAUGAACAGCUAUCAUUCAUUCACAUCAUAUCAUUGCAUAUUGUCGAAUCGUUGAUAUUCUUUUUUCAUCUUAAUAAUCAAAACAUUCGUUCAUCAUAUCAAGAAAUCCUACUACAUGACAUUUAUUACAUAGUACGAUGUUUUAGUUUCAUCGUCUUGUGUUUCCCACUUUCACUUUCAAGUUUCUAUACUUCUCUUGGUAUCUCUAUUUGUGUUUUGUCUGCUAACUCCAUCUAAUCCUAUUUUUCACAUGAUUGCUUUUUCAUUUAUUUGUCUUUUUGAAUCAUUCAACUAAUUUCUGUUUCUGAUAUUUAUGUUUUAAUCAAUUGAUCAAUGAAAGAAUCCGGUAUCUAUUGUCUGCGUAACGUGAUCUCCGGAAAUUUUGCACUCUAGCUUAUUCAAUCUAGCUUCAAAAGUUAGUGAUGUCACAAUAGUUUCACUGGCGUCGAUCUGUCAUAUUACAUAUACGUAUGUCGCGUAUUUGCGAAUUCCCUUUUCACUUAUAUGCUGAUGAAAACUAAUGUUUAUGUAUGUUCAGUAAAUUAUUUGUAGGUGUGUGUAUAUAUAUUUUUAGACAAAAACGGAUAAUGACUAUCAGGAUAUUUGCCUUCUAGUUUAAGAAGAAUAGACUAAUAGAACCAGUCUUUACAAUACAUUUUUGUCAGAAUGUUUUGGAUUGCUUGAA